Molecule: messenger RNA, 1042 nt
Organism: Parathielavia appendiculata
Lineage: Eukaryota; Fungi; Ascomycota; Sordariomycetes; Sordariales; Chaetomiaceae
Exons: 2
Coding region: 44-1021 (325 amino acids)
Source: RefSeq, a predicted model, not a curated record
CCAAUUCACUAUCGCGCUUUGCUUUCAUUCUCAGCAUCUCAGCAUGGUCACUUUACGGGACCUUCUACUUCAACCUGCUUUCCCAGAUGGCACUGCUGCAUUUCACACCUUAACAGGAGCCGGUGAACCCAGUUUGUCCCACAAGAGCUGGGUAGCGGAUUAUCCGGAGGUUCUACCUCAAGCUCUUCGAAUUUUUGAGAACCCUGACCAAGACACCAUCAACACCAUAUUUGGUGACGAAAACGCUCUGGACCAUCGUCUCUUAACCAAGGAUGUGAUGCCCCUCAACGACACAGUCGAAUGGUUCCAGAAAGAGGGCGACAGUGUCAGGGCAUUCUACACUCAUAUUUCACACCCCAUCCAGCUCGCCUUCCAUACCAACCUUGGCCCUCCAUUCAUCAUCCAACGGUCAGAGUCAGGACCUCUUGGCCAAACCCAAGUCUCGCAGACCGUCGACUUCAGUUGGGGAUGCGGAGAGUCUUCCCUUAUGAUAGGGGAGCUCAAGAGGCAUGGGAUAAUCAACACUGGAGCAUGGAUCACAAGCCCAAGGCGGCCAGAUGGCAAUCGUGUUUGGCUCGGAAAGGAGUUGAGAGCAUACUGCCAUAAAUACAAGUGCUUCGCCGCGUCAGGAUUUGAUGGCCGACACCUCCUGAUCCUCGUAUUCCAGGCUCAAACUGUUCGACAAAUCGGGGACCAAAACUGCCCAGUCACUGGCCUUCUUUUCGCACAUGGCUGCCCAACAUUGCAGUACGGCCUCUUCCGGACAGUGACCCAGCAGAUUGGGAGAAUGCAAGCUACUACGGCUCCGCCAGUGACCUUGGAUGGUUAUGUUCGCAGAUUCAGGUAUUGGUCAGGGGCACCUUAUUGGGUGGAUGGGAAUAACGAGUAUGAAGUACAUCCUACCGGCUAUAUAAGAAUGUUGGAUGUGAGUGGCGCAUGGUACUGGGCUCAUCUAGAUGGGCAGCCUGUUCUGUAUGAGGAUGGUGGGGUUGUUUGGGAUACCGCUGGACUCGGGUUGUGAUCUUGUAGCUUCCGACCCCCG